Cyprinodon variegatus (sheepshead minnow) is the source of this 1605-nucleotide messenger RNA. It is a transcript of the gene cdca3, whose product is annotated as cell division cycle associated 3. Bases 127 to 1389 code for a protein of 420 amino acids. The record is from RefSeq and is a predicted model, not a curated record. The transcript is spliced from 6 exons. Lineage: Eukaryota; Metazoa; Chordata; Actinopteri; Cyprinodontiformes; Cyprinodontidae.
CGCCAUUUAAAUCUUUUAAAAACUAGUGUGUUCUUGUUUGUCAGACCGAAAAGCAGCUACAGAAAUCGGCAGUGUGCACAACAACGGCUGGAUUUAUCGUUUUUAAGGUAACAUUUCAAAGCAGCUAUGGGAACAAGUGAGAGCAAGAUGGCUGUGUCUGCAGACACUAAACCAGAACCAGCCAUUAAAAAGAUGCAUGCGGGUCGCCUGGUGGAUCCACGCUCUCCCUCAGCUGGAAUUGAUCGAACACCCAUUCAGUUUUGUAGACAGGAGUCCAAAACUACUGCAGCGGUGAACAGUGAGUGUCCCCUGGCCUUUAACGAUCCCAGGUCACCUACCGUUGGCGUUACACGCACCCCUGUGAGAGAAUUUGUGAGAGCAACCGUCGGGUCUUUUGCUCACCGUCUAGGUUUGCUUUUCCACAACGAGGCUGAAGGCAAAGUCCCUCAGGGCCCCCAGAAAUGCUUGAGUGUUCCUGUAGAUGAGGUCCUCAGAGACGAAGAGCUGGCCUCAACAGAGCCGCUUCUCACUCCUCUCAAAAUAAAAGACUUGAGUUCUUUAGCUGAACAUGCUAACCUCCUCGCUACCCCUGUUCAAGCUCCUCAGCACUUUGUUGGCAGCUCAAGCCCCUUUGAGCUUCUCUGGGAUCCUCAGGUGGAGGUAGAGAUCGAGACAGAAGCAGAAAUUAGCCUGGAGGAAGCAGAAGAAGCCAGAGAAACCCCCCUGCACAAGAGACUGAGCAUGAGCCUUAUAACAUGCCAUGAGGGAGCAACUUCAUCUCAGAUCAUUGCUGAGGUCCACAGUGAAGGUCCUGCUUUCUCAGAACCUGAUGUGGAAAACAACCAACUUGGGGGUGAGGUGGAUCAUUCGUAUGCAGUUCCCUCUAUUGCAGUUCAGCCAGAGUCGUCCACUGAGUCACCAGUGGAAGUGGAGAAAGAGCCUCCUGCCCAGGAAGCUGAAUCCCGUCUGCCUCCCUCAGAAGAACUAGUAGUCCCCAGUCCAGAGCAGCAAGCAGUGGGGACAGGUAUCCGCUGCCCAUCCUUUGACACAAAGAGCCCCAGUCAGCUGGAGUUCAAGCCACAGUGGUUGGGAAAAGGUUUUGGUGCCACUGGACUACGAUCUAGAGGUGUGCAAGGGAACAAAGGAGGCUCAUCUCCUCUUGCUGUCCGUGUGGCUGUAAAGGGUAUAAACAACGAAAACAAGAGGCAGUCUGGAAAACUGAAAAACAAAGGUACUGAGGGCCGCUCUCCGCUGCAGAUCCUUAAGGAGACCAACUCUCCUCGUGAUCAACGUAACCAGUUGAAGCUAAAGGCAUCCAAUCAGUCCAAGCAGCGACUUGGACAGAUGGACCGCAGAGUUCUGGCAGUAUCUAUGGACAAGGAGAACUAAUGAAGGAAGAUGUACAGUCUGCCCCUCCUAUAAAUUUCUUUAAAAUAUCCUUUUAUGUGUAGCUGUCUAAAACCUAUAUUUGAAAUGUGCUUUAUUUUAACUGCUAUAUGCUGCUUUUUUUCUCCUUUUUUUUGUUAAUGUCAACUUUACAUGUCCAGGCUUGGCUUGAUUUUAAUUUUUUCAAUCCUUUUUUUUUGUUCCUGUUUCUUGCUUUUU